Messenger RNA from Entelurus aequoreus (snake pipefish), 2794 nucleotides. It is a transcript of the gene dbnlb, whose product is annotated as drebrin-like b. The record is from RefSeq and is a predicted model, not a curated record. Gene Ontology annotation, cellular component: plasma membrane; cortical actin cytoskeleton; postsynaptic membrane. Gene Ontology annotation, biological process: postsynaptic actin cytoskeleton organization; regulation of actin filament polymerization; positive regulation of axon extension. Gene Ontology annotation, molecular function: actin filament binding. Lineage: Eukaryota; Metazoa; Chordata; Actinopteri; Syngnathiformes; Syngnathidae. Bases 125 to 1636 code for a protein of 503 amino acids. The transcript has 15 exons.
AUUUCCCGUCUGGCGGUGCAGUUCUCAGGCGGCUGAAAGCAAGCGUCAUUACACGCCUCCGACAAGGAAGGGCGCAUCCCGGAUAGGAUAGCGAGCUAGCUGGCUAGCUCAACGCUGCAUCACCAUGACAGUUAACCUCAGCAAAAACGGCACCGCUUUAACAGCGGCGUAUAAAGAAGUCGUUAAUGAAAAAUCCGACACCAACUGGGCUUUGUUCACCUAUGAGGGAAACAGUAAUGACAUCCGCCUGGCAGAUAAGGGAGACGGAGGGCUGGAGGAGCUGGUGGAGGAGCUAAACAGUGGAAAAAUAAUGUACGCUUUCUGCCGGGUCCAGGAUCCAAACUCUGGUCUGCCUAAAUAUGUCCUCAUCAAUUGGACUGGGGAAGGAGUGAAUGAUUCCAGGAAAGGACUUUGUGCGAAUCAUGUGAGCUCCAUGGCAAAUUUUCUUAAGGGGGCCCACGUCACAGUAAACGCCCGUGCCGAAGAGGAUGUAGAACCUGAGGUGAUCAUGCAGAAGGUGGCCAAAGCCUCAGGAGCCAACUACAGUUUCCACAAAGAAGCCUCCAGCCGCUUCCAGGACAGCGGCCCUCAGGGUCCCGUGGGUUCUGUUUACCAGAAGACCAACGCUAUGUCAGAAAUCAGGAAGACCAACAAGGAUACAUUCUGGGCACAGGCAGAGAAAGAGGAGGAGAGACGUCGCUUGGAGGAGAGGCGCAAGGCGGAGGAGGAGCGCCAGCACCUGGAGAGAGAGCGUAAAGACCGGGAAGUCAAGGAGACAGUACAGAGGGACAAACGGGACAAAGAGAGGGCUGUUCAAAUUGAGCAACAGAAGAAGUACCAGCAGAAGCAGGAGGCGGAGAGCCGAGAGCAACAGAAACAACGCAGGGAGGAGCAGGAAGAGAACCAGGCAGACCAGAAGAACGCAGUCAGACGAGAUGAAUCAGGGGAAAAAGCCAAUGAGGCAGCCUCUCUCAUCUCUCAGCGAGCUAUGAACCCCAGAGAGAUGUUCAAGCAGAGAGAGAGGGGAAUAACUCCCGAUGAGUCAAAUGUGCCCUCUGGUGCCCCCGCGAGCGCCCAACCAGGGCGUCUGCAAAGCCCUUUUCUUUCUAAGCAAACGUACCAACCUGAGCAGGCCAGCUCUCCUCAGCGCCAAGCUUCCCCUGUGCCGGCAGGCUCCGCGUCCCCUGUCCAUGCUGCAGAACCAGAUGUGGAUGAUGGACAGUCCAGGUGUGAGUAUGACGCGCAGGAGGCGGCCCCUGAGUUUGAAGCACAGGAGGCGGCUCCUAAAUAUGAAGCACAGGGGGCGGCCCCUGAGUAUGAAGCGCAGGAGGCGGCCCCUGAGGAGCACUUGAAAGAGGAGAUGCCAGCUGCCACUGUCUGUGCAGAGGACCCUGUAUAUGAAGAGCCUGCUCAGGUUGAAGAGAACAACUCCGAGGUGACUGCUAACGAGUCGUCCGAGAAAAGCAUCUCUGCUCGGGCCUUGUACGACUACCAGGCUGCCGACGACACUGAGAUUUCCUUCGAUCCCGAUGAUAUCAUCACAGGGAUCGAGAUGAUAGACGAGGGAUGGUGGAGAGGUUACGGCCCCGACGGCCAUUUUGGAAUGUUCCCAGCCAACUAUGUGGAGCUGGUGUAAGCCUGCACACGUCUCUAGAUCACACAGGGAAGUUCCCGCAUGACGGACCAACGAAUGGACAGCAAACUUGGGCCAGAACAUUUCAAAUCGAUGAUCAUUUCAAGCCAGCUCCAUGUACGUGUUUUAAAAAAGGUAAACGACCCCUUAUCACUUUACCUCUAAAUGUGACUAGAGCCUUUUUUUGAUACCUGAAACAAUUGUCAGCAUAAACUGUUUUUCUGGUCCUCAUCCCAUUCAAAGUGACUUAUCGGUCAGGUAUUAUUUUAUUCUUGUCGUAGCAACAUCAGCAUCUCCUGUGUGAUCCAGGAAAACAUAUUCAAAGAUGGCGGUACUAAUUGAACUUAAUUCUAUAUAUUUUGUUUAUUGUUGAUUUUUUUUUUCUCACAAGACCAAAUGUCCCUUUGAUGUGACUGACCUUAUAUCAUGUAUGCAUUUCAAACUGUUUCAGACUGGUUGAAGUGAAUAUUUAAAGAGAAAAAAAAAUCACAUUUUAUGCUCUCCUUUGGGUGGUUGACUGUUUUGACGUGAGGUGGUGCUGACUGAAUACCUAAUUACCUUGGUAUGCGCGUGUCCUUUCCUUUCAAUCAUCUUUUCUUAGAUGAGCUAUGAGACGAAAAUGUUUAAAUCAGGAUGUUUUUUCAUGCACUUAAGCCUAAAUUAUUCAUCCAAAUUUUGAGUUAAAGUGAAUUAUAUUUGUUUGAUAUCUUGCUUUUUUUAAAACCACAUUCUCAAUACAGACCUAAUCAAUGUCCUGGAGAAAAAGUAUGCUAGAAGUUACCAGGAUCAUUUUAAAAUACAUUUUGAAGAUGCAAAAAGUGUUUUUUUUUCCACAUUUCAACUUCGUACAUCUAAGAGAUACCUGUUCAUAUAAUUUAAAAAAAUCACUUUAACCCUAAAUUUGCCCUGCAUAAAUCAUUUUAGGCUUAUCUGCAGAUGUUUCGUUGUGGUAAUGAGGCCAGUUCUGACUAGGGGGGAAAAAAGCCUUCUGUGACAUUUUAGAAGAUCACAAAAUGUAUUUGAUUUUGGAACAACAUUGUAGCGUAUGAAAAUAUGAUUCGCAAUCUGUUGACCAAAAGAAACCAAAUUUGGACUAUAGCAUUGUUUAUCAUGAAAAGAGUCUAUUGUGAUGCAUCCUUUGUAAUAAAACAAAUAAAUACA